Molecule: messenger RNA, 1834 nt
Organism: Emiliania huxleyi CCMP1516
Lineage: Eukaryota; Haptophyta; Isochrysidales; Noelaerhabdaceae
Gene: ATPVB
Product: vacuolar H+-ATPase V1 sector, subunit B
Exons: 8
Coding region: 37-1491 (484 amino acids)
Biological process (GO): ATP metabolic process; proton transmembrane transport
Cellular component (GO): proton-transporting V-type ATPase, V1 domain
Molecular function (GO): proton-transporting ATPase activity, rotational mechanism; ATP binding
Source: RefSeq, a predicted model, not a curated record
CUCCGACUCACCGCGCCCUCCACAAGCACACAGGCCAUGUCGAAGGCUGAGGUCGAUGCCGCGACGCGCGACUACAUUGUGAAGCCGCGCCUCGAGUACCGCACUGUGCAGGGCGUCAACGGCCCUCUCGUCAUCCUCGAGAACGUGCGCAACCCCAAGUUCGCCGAGAUCGUCAACCUGACGCUCGCCGACGGCACCUCGCGCGCGGGCCAAGUGCUCGAGGUCGCCGGCUCGAAGGCGGUGGUGCAGGUGUUCGAGGGCACCGCGGGCAUCGACAACCAGCGGACGUCGAUCGAGUUCACGGGCAACAUCCUCACCACGCCCGUGUCGGAGGACAUGCUCGGCCGCAUCUUCAACGGCUCCGGCAAGCCCAUCGACAAGGGCCCCGGCGUGCUCGCCGAGGAGUACCUCGACAUCCAGGGCCAGCCCAUCAACCCGCAGGUCCGCACCUACCCCGAGGAGAUGAUCCAGACGGGCAUCUCGACCAUCGACUGCAUGAACUCGGUCGCGCGUGGGCAAAAGAUCCCGCUCUUCUCCGCGGCCGGCCUGCCGCACAACGAGAUCGCCGCGCAGAUUUGCAGGCAGGCAGGCCUCGUCAAGCAGAGCACCAAGGGCACGACGUCCGACGACUCGGAGGAGUCGUUUGCCAUCGUCUUUGCGGCGAUGGGCGUGAACAUGGAGACGGCGCGCUUCUUCAAGCAGGACUUCGAGGAGAACGGCGCGCUCGAGCGCGUCACCCUCUUCCUCAACCUCGCCAACGACCCCACCAUCGAGCGCAUCAUCACGCCCAGGAUUGCGCUGACGACGGCAGAGUACCUCGCCUACGACAAGGACAAGCACGUGCUCGCUAUCAUGACCGACAUGUCGUCGUACGCCGACGCGCUGCGCGAGGUGUCGGCCGCGCGCGAGGAGGUGCCCGGCCGGCGCGGCUACCCCGGCUACAUGUACACCGACCUCUCCACCAUCUACGAGCGCGCGGGCCGCGUCGAGGGCCGCAGCGGUUCCAUCACGCAGUUCCCGAUCCUGACGAUGCCCAACGACGACAUCACGCACCCGAUCCCCGACCUGACGGGCUACAUCACCGAGGGGCAGAUCUACGUCGACCGCGCGCUGCAGAACCGGCAGAUCUACCCGCCGAUCAACGUGCUGCCCUCGCUCUCGCGGCUUAUGAAGUCCGCCAUCGGCGAGGGCAUGACGCGCAAGGACCACGGAGACGUGUCCAACCAGCUGUACGCCAACUACGCCAUUGGCAAGGACGUGCAGGCCAUGAAGGCGGUCGUCGGCGAGGAGGCCCUCUCGUCGGAGGAUCACCUCUACCUCGAGUUUCUCGAAAAGUUCGAGGGCAAGUUUGUCAACCAGGGCGCGUAUGAGAACCGCACCAUCUUCGAGACGCUUGAGAUCGCGUGGGGGCUGCUCCGCACCUUCCCAAAGGAGAUGCUCAAGCGCAUCCCCGAGAAGACGCUCAAGGUGUACUAUGCUCGCAGCUCAUGAGCUGCGAGCUAGGGCGGCGCGCGCGCUCUCUCGGGGCGAGAGGGUCGCCCGCGCCGGCCGUGGACCCGCCUGGCUCAGCGUUGGAGUCGAUUCCGACGAUCCCCUUGCCGCCCUGGUCCGGCUGCGCCGGGAGGUGCCAGAGGGGCGCGAUUCCCCCGCUGCGCCGAGAGCCCACGCGCGCCGCCCGCGCCCGGCGUCGUAUCGGGCCGCGCGCGUGAUACUAUACACUCCUCGUUUGUGCCCCGCAGCUUGGGCGCGCGAGCUCCGCGAUGCUGUGGGCAGGGCCCUACCAUUACGUUGCCAUGUUGUUUGCGAGGAGCUUUAAAACACGAUUUUUCGUUUU